GAUGUCUGUUCUGUGUGCUGAGGGAACCGCCCAGGAAGAGACAUUUUCACCUAUUUGGGGGUAAAAAGUUGGUGAAUGUCUUGAUUAAACCUUCCAAACAGAGAUUACUUCGUCCGUUAAUCGGUUUAGUUGCUUGUUUUUCGGCGAUUUAGACUAAGUUUCGUGUUAUUAAGGUGUUAUACAGACGACGUCAUGUCUCCUCAGGCUUUAGCCACUUAGCAGAUCAACAGGUAGAGCGCGAGACAGUGCACGCGCGCCACUUAUGGACCAUUAACACUUUAAUAUUAUUAUUAUUUAUCUUUUUUAUUUAUUCUUCCGUUUGCUUUCUGGAUCAUCUAAAUAAUGACGCCUGAUCUGUUGAACUUUAAGAAGGGAUGGAUGUCCAAACUGGACGAAAAUGGAGAGUGGAAGAAGCACUGGUUUGUGCUGACGGAUGCUGGACUGAAAUACUACAGAGACUCUGGAGCUGAGGAGAAAGAUGAGUUAGAUGGGGAGAUCGAUCUGCGCUCAUGUUUGAAAGUCUCUGAGUUUGAUGUGGAGAAAAACUAUGGCUUUCAGAUACAGACGGCGAGUGGUGUGUUCACUCUCUCAGCUAUGACUGCGGGAAUCCGGAGGAACUGGAUUGAGGUUUUGAGGAAAAACAUCCGACCGAGCAUUACACCAGAUCUUACACAACUUCCAGACAGCAGUAGUGAUAAAGAAGACCGUCACCAGUCAUCUCGUCGCCAGUCAGAAACCUCCUCCACUCCUGCUCACACCCAGCGCAGAUUUGAUUAUGUUGAGCUCUCUCCUGUAGCCACACCCACUCUUUCUGCCCCAACCAAUCAGAGAGAGGCAGGGGAAGGGCAGGUGCGAGAGCACGGCCAGGGUCAUGAGGACAAGAGCCGUAGCGUGCAGCGGGAAUCUGUGACAUCGCGCAAGUGGCCGGGGAAAACUCCAGAACAGAAACAAUUAGAGGAGGAGAUCGAGAAGAAGUGGGAGGAGUUUGAGCGUCUGCCUCUCAAACCAACGGUGUCACUGUCUGCAUUGGGAUCGCUGCAGAGGGAGGUGGCAUCUCUGACACAGCAGGCAGAGUGUGUGCGGGGUGAAGGGGGUGUGUGUGUGCAGGGGUGUGAGGGUGGGGGGUGUGUAUGUUGCAGUGUGAGUUUGGAACAGAUGGAGUGUGCUCACAGACACGCGCUGGAGGAACAGCAGAGGAAACAUGAACGCCAGAUGAUAGAAAUGGAGAGAGAGAAACUGAGACUAUUGAAUGAAGAGACUCAAGCUACGGCUCAUGCGAUGGAGGCUCUAAAAAAAUCCCAUAAAGAAGAAUUGGAGAGAGAAGUGCAGAAAGCUAAACACCUUACAACACAAACAGCUGGCACACACAGUGUCCGAGACCAGCAACGGCAGGAGCUCAUGUCUCUGAAGAGGGAGCUGGAAGGUUUAUCAGAACGCUACUCUCAGAAAUGCCUGGAACUCAACAGAGAACAGCAGAACAAUGGCGAGAAAGAACGACAGAUCAGCAUGAAGGAGAGAGAGAUGGAGCAACUGCGCAGACAAAACCAGGAUCUUCAGUCUCGGUUGACAGAGGAGAUCCGGCGCAUGCGCUCAUUUGUCACAGGUCAGAGGUCAGAGGACGUCAUCCUCGACAGCAACAAGGGGAGAUCAGUGUGUGAACUGGAGGUGCUUCUGAGAGUGAAGCACAAUGAGUUGGAGUACUUGCACAAAGAGAUCACUUGUUUAAGGAAUGAAGUGCAGUUCCUCAAUACGGAGAAGCAGAGUGUGUGUGUGCAGUAUCAAGAUGUUUGUGAAGAACUGAAGGUGAUGAAGGAAAGGAGUGAAAAAGAGGUUCAGACACUUCGAGAACAUCUGCGACUCGCCGUCGCCGCCCUGCAGGAGGAGCGGGGACUGCACAACAGCAUCUAACACACUCGUAUGGUUGAAAGGGAAGAGCCAGGAAGACCAUGUGCCUUUUUUUAAUUGCGUCAGCCAAUCAGGAGCAGAGUCAACUAUGAUACACUGGAUGGGUUCAAUCUGUUUGCGUGUGUAAAUAAGUGUGCGCGUGUGUGUGCGCACGUUUGUGUGUGCGUGUGUGUGCGCGCACGUGUGGGUGUGUGUGCGUGUGUGAGUGCGUGUGUGUGUGUGUGUGCGUGCGUGCAUGUACGUGUGUGUGUGUAAAUGUGUGCGCGUUUGUGUGCGCACGUUUGUGCGCACGUUUGUGAGCGCGUGUGUGCGCGCACGUGUGGGUGUGUGUGCAUGUGUGAGUGCGUGUGUGUGUGUGUGUGUGUGUGUGUGUGUGUGUGUGUGUGUGUGUGUGACAAUCUUGUGAUCCUGAAUCUAAAAAAUGGACUGAUCUGGACUAUUUUCUCUCUGGGACCAGACACACACACACACACACACACUCUUGCACUCUAACACUGUCUUCUACAUGCUCUUGUCCACAUCACCUACAUCACACUGUGUGGGGCACUUAGUCUGUGUCCCAAACCACACACCCUACUCUACAGGAUCGAUCACCAGGUGGACAUUAGCAAGUGAAGUAUGGAGCGGAUCUAUCAGCUAACACACCUACACAACCAGGAGCUGUGAGGUUCUAGAAUACACAUCAUCCAAGGGUUGUGGAUCCCUCACAAAGAAUUCUAAAAUUUCAAGCCUGGGUUCUAGAGCGAUCGAGAGCGAUGGUUUUGAGAUGUUCAGUCUGUUCUAAUUGUAGAAUGCACAACCAGAAAGAGGUCUUGAAUGUUAACCUGGAAUACACAACCAACCAGGAACCGUGUGGCCUGCAUUAAUAGUUCAGGGUUCUAGAUUGUUUAUCCUGAUUAAAGAGUUCUCAACUGCUCAACCAGUACAGUUCAGAGUUCUAUGUACGUUUUAAACCAAGAAGUAUCAAGGCUAAAGAGUUCCAGACUGUUCCACCAGUAAGACCGAGACUCCUUAACCAGGCUGGUUUUAGAAUCGAGCACCAGGAACGGUUCUAGAGGAGAAGAAAAACUAAAUCAGACCUUUAUAAUCUGACACAGUAGUCGUAGAGUUCCAGAGCGACGUGUCCAGGAAGGACUGUAGCCUGUCUGUUUAUAGAGAAACCUGCAACUGUUAAACCUGGAAUGGUUCUAGACUGUAGAUAGAGGAGCUCUAGAGGGUUCUAGAGUAGUACACCAGGAAAAACUGUGUCCCGCUCAACAAGGUUCUACUGAGUGUCCAAAAUGGAGUAAAUCACACACUCCACACCUGGUGAGGUCUAGAACAUUCUGUAUCGUAUUAACACUCAAUCUGAACACAGUGGAACAGCUUUAGGUUUUAUUGGUCAUUACACAACGUAGUAACUGUUUCAUGUAGCAGUGCAUUGUGGGUAAGGCUGAUAGUGUUAGGAACAGUGUUGGGUGGACAAGGCCUGGGGGAGUGAGCAGUGUUAAUAGGGUGUAUUAGAGAGGUGUGAUAUAAUGGAGAGACGUGUGUAAUGCCGGCUGAUUUGGGAUCAGUGUAUUGUGUCUACACACACACACACACACACACACACACACACACACACACACUACUGUGUGUUAGGAUGGACGAGCUGCUGUGAGGUCAGUGUUCAGCAGCAGACAGACUCCUGCACUGCCACACAGAUUAACACAACAUUGCUUUAUUGAGCCAAAGUUACCUUGAUUUACUUUUGUAAGCUAAAACUAGACACUUUGUCUUAUAUAUUUUUAUUUAAAUCAGCUUCUGUAAAAUAAUGUUUCAUGGUUAUAAUCAAUAAAAUUUACCUUUGUGUUUUA
This is a messenger RNA of Tachysurus vachellii, 3743 nucleotides long. It is a transcript of the gene triobpb, whose product is annotated as TRIO and F-actin binding protein b. The record is from RefSeq and is a predicted model, not a curated record. Lineage: Eukaryota; Metazoa; Chordata; Actinopteri; Siluriformes; Bagridae. Gene Ontology annotation, biological process: positive regulation of substrate adhesion-dependent cell spreading; actin filament organization. The coding region runs from base 343 to 1908 and encodes 521 amino acids. The transcript is spliced from 13 exons. Gene Ontology annotation, molecular function: actin filament binding. Gene Ontology annotation, cellular component: actin cytoskeleton.